CUACCAAUAUGCACCUACCUAUGCAACAGAUGGUUGAUUGUGGUUGUUGCUCUGCUGCCAUGGAUGUCUGGGAUUGACCUGUAUGUGUUUGUGCUUCCCAGAAUGAGUUCAAGCCCAAGAACAUCAAGAAGAAGAAGAAGAAGGUGAGUAUUAUCAUGUCUGUGGACGAAAACAGAAGGUAAGUGGGGCGGGGGUCUCAACGAUAGGAGAUGGAUUGGGGCGUGUGGCUAUGUGGGGUUUAUUUCGGAUAAUCUCUGAAGAGGGGUUUGUAUGAACGCUGUCUGUUGGUGAUAAGUGUGUGUCGGGAUGGGAUGGGGAUGUUUUGGUGUCUACAGGGAUGUCAGCAACAGCAACAGCACUUGACUGUAUCGUGCUGCCAGGGAGCUAGCAUGUUGCACUUCUUUAGGCUGUGUUACGUAGGACUGACACACACACAGUGAUACGGCUGCUUCUUGCCAACAGGAAACUGUGAUAUGAUAAUGACAUGUAUUGAGGUCAGCUGGCCCCGUCCCUUACAAGAAGGAGCAGGAUGAUUCCCACAGCAGCAACAUUAUCCAGGUCACCAACCAAAAUCUGGGAGGGGCCUAAAAUACUGUAAUUCAACCAAAUGACUAUCAACUCACUGUAACUUAUUGUAGGUCUAUUUAUAGAGGAACUUAUUCAGUUGUUUAGUGUUAACAUUUUUUUUAUAAGACAUUGGCCUAUAACACAGAGUUGGAAGCAGACGUUCAGCAAUGACUCUACUAUAGACUUCUAGUGUAACAAAGAUGGUUCUGUACAUAUUUAAAAACCUAGAUGUAUUGAGUUUCAGUGGGUUUUUAGAAUGGCUUUACUUUUCCGCAGUGCAAAUGUCAGUGUUCCAUUAGGCCUUGUGGUUUCCUGUGUCCUGAUUCUGGCAUUGGACAGAAUAAUCCUCAUAGUAUCCUCAUCCUCAUAUUCAAUCUCAAUUCCACAUGAUAUGGAAUUAAAUGCAACUGUGGAUUGAUUAUGUCACAAUCAAUAGAAGAGUCUUUGGUUGCUACGGCGUUGUUAACCUAGAUGAACUGUUAGUCAUGCAGUCGUGAUUAUGACUCAAUAUGUCAGAACACUGAGAAACACCACUGCUGUUUUGUCCAUAGAAAUAGAAUCAUGUUCUAGUUCUCUGGUUCCGUCAUUCAGGCACAAGACAGAAAGUUGCCUGAAGGCUGUGGAUCAUUGUAUUGUUGACCCAGACGGAGUGUACUUCACAAGGAUUGUCUUUUUCUGAGAAAGCUAACCAUGGAUAACUCUCCUGAAGUGAACCAGGAGCAGGGAGACAUACCAAUGAUCCCAUUGGUCCAUGAGCCCAUGUCAGGGUAAGGGUUUUCUACAUAACACAAUGUAACAUCUGCACAUGGGUGCAAUCCUAAUGAAAUGAGAAUUGGGUGAGAAAGAAUCCUAAAGAUGGUCCAAUGGACAUGGUGAGGUCUCUUUAUCUCAAAGUCAUGUUUAACUUCCUGAUGACCGCUAGGGAUGAGAUGCAGAGAGCCCAGAAUCAGGUGAACAACUUGCAGCAGUCAAUGAACCACAUGCAUGAGCAGCUGAAUUCCAUGCGGAGGCAGUUUACUGAGUUGCAGAGUGCCCUCUCUCAGGUAGUAGAUUAGUCUCCGCAAGAGUAGAAUGAGUCAUGUGUAGUCAUGAUGUUAUGAAGAUUGAUGAUGAUGUCUGGGAUUGUGAUGAUGUUGAUGAUGAUGACUGGAAUGGUAAUGGUAAUUAUGUCUUUGUAACUCCUAUAAUCCACCUGUACUGGAUAGCUCCUUGAUGACAACAUGCCUAUGGCACCUAAAGCGGAGGGGAUCCAACUGAAGAACGUCACCCCUGCACAGUGGGACAGAAUCCUCCCGAUAGGAAUCAUCCAGAGGGAGGAUCCCAACAAGAACCAAUCAUUCCAACAAGGCGUCAUCCCAAUCAAAAACAAUGGAAUGGAACAGAUGGAAUAUCAUGGACCACCUCCACCUCCCAUCAUCCCCAUGGUGGGAUCCUGGGACGCUGGAGUGAAUGCUCCACGUUGUGGAGAUUUCUAUGCCAGGAGAAAAGAUAUCCGGAGUAGAUAUGUGGCGGAUCCUGCUUUAAUGACCAUCACCAAGCCAGAACACUUCGAGGCCAACCCUCAGAGCCAGGCUGGCAGUUGGCCGGUGGCUAAACCUCAGCGCGCAGCACCCCCAGUACAGAAAACACCAAACAGUGGAGGCUGGCUCAGGUGGUUCUUCGGUGAAAAGGAAGAAGUUCCUCAGAUGACAAGGAUACCAGAUGACAAGCCUAAUUCUAUUGUCUGGGAUCAAAACCUGCACAGAUGGGUUGACGCAAGUCCCAUGCCCAAGACUGAGAACAAGCCUGUUCCACCUCCUCCCCCGAUGGGGAUGUAUCUGGGGAACUCUAGUCUCCCCAAAGGAGUGAAUCCUUACUCCAUGAAAGCAGCAGAUCAAGGAAGCCUAGGGGACAGGUAUCCCAAGCUAUUGUACCAUGGUGGGAUCACCACAUCGCCUCCAUACCAGGGUCCUGGAUCGCUCCCUGCCCAGCAUGCAACACUCAUGGCACCGAUGACUGUGCCAUUCGAUGUUGACAGGCAGAAACUUGGCCCAGGCACUCUACCCUUUUGAGAAUCGACACUGAACAAUCCUUCUGCAACGAUUUAUUUAAUUAGCUUUAAUAUACAGCAACACUUGGCUGAAGUUGCAGUGAUUUUUAAGUUAUUUAUUUUUGUCUCACAGGUCGUUUUCCAGGAGGGAUCAUUUGAUAUUUCAGCAUUUUAAAAGACAAAAUAAAAUAAGAUUUCGGGCUUUGAAAAGUUAUUACAAGUCUGUAUGUUCACGUAGCUUUGAUAUGUUUUCUGGCAUCCUUUACAAGCCCAUCGCUUGUGCACAUUUCUCUAUGUUACAUACUUUACAGAUGGGUAUAUUAUUUAUACAUAUGUUUUUCAAAAUAUAUUUAAAAAAUAAUUCAUCUAUUUCAUAAACAUAAUAUCAAAUGUAAAUAAAGUGCAUUUGAAAUUGUACACCAAAUAUUUCAAUAUAUGACUUUACUGCAGGCCUAGCGUUGUGGGUGGGCCUUAGGGAGCCAUGCUCGCCCUA
This is a messenger RNA of Oncorhynchus nerka (sockeye salmon), 3089 nucleotides long. Its product is annotated as protein transport protein Sec16A-like. The transcript has 6 exons. The coding region runs from base 1788 to 2618 and encodes 276 amino acids. The record is from RefSeq and is a predicted model, not a curated record. NCBI's taxonomy places the organism in Eukaryota, Metazoa, Chordata, Actinopteri, Salmoniformes, Salmonidae.